ACGGCUUCCGCUUCCUGUAUCCGGUGAUGGAGGCUCUGUUGAACGAGUACGUCUGAACACAGCUGCGCUAAAAACGAUUAACACCCAGUUGAGGACAAAUAAUAAACAGCGCUUAAAACACGCGAAAUCAAGAUGCCGGUGGCUGUCGGUCCGUACGGCCAGACUCAGCCCAACUGUUUUGACCGGGUCAAGAUGGGCUUCAUGAUGGGCUUUGCUGUAGGAAUGGCUGCUGGAGCCAUGUUCGGCACUUUCUCCUGUCUCAGGAUCGGCAUGCGUGGCAGAGAGCUGAUGGGAGGAGUGGGAAAAACCAUGAUGCAGAGCGGGGGGACGUUCGGCACUUUCAUGGCCAUCGGUAUGGGCAUCCGCUGCUGAGGAGGACGGGGAAUGACCGCAUCAACAUCUAUGGGACUUUUCAAACCACACACUGCUCUCUGUGAGCUGAAAGCUGUCACACUCUCAACCUGCAGUCUCACUUUGUCAAUAAAGGUUCACAUUUGUCAAA
Molecule: messenger RNA, 502 nt
Organism: Solea solea (common sole)
Lineage: Eukaryota; Metazoa; Chordata; Actinopteri; Pleuronectiformes; Soleidae
Gene: romo1
Product: reactive oxygen species modulator 1
Exons: 3
Coding region: 133-372 (79 amino acids)
Biological process (GO): protein import into mitochondrial matrix; protein insertion into mitochondrial inner membrane
Cellular component (GO): TIM23 mitochondrial import inner membrane translocase complex
Source: RefSeq, a predicted model, not a curated record